Messenger RNA from Ricinus communis (castor bean), 3361 nucleotides. RefSeq names its product eukaryotic translation initiation factor 3 subunit C. The record is from RefSeq and is a predicted model, not a curated record. Bases 349 to 3147 code for a protein of 932 amino acids. Gene Ontology annotation, biological process: translational initiation. Gene Ontology annotation, cellular component: eukaryotic translation initiation factor 3 complex. NCBI's taxonomy places the organism in Eukaryota, Viridiplantae, Streptophyta, Magnoliopsida, Malpighiales, Euphorbiaceae. Gene Ontology annotation, molecular function: translation initiation factor activity; translation initiation factor binding; RNA binding. The transcript has 4 exons.
AGAAAAAACAGGGCCAGAAUUGAAAGCCCAUUUUUAACUACCAAAACACAGAGAUGCAAAACCCUCGUAACCCUGCCUUUAGCGAAGAUAGCGCCGCAGCACCUAAGCUGAGCAAUCUCUUCUCCUCAGGUACUUCACAAACCCUUUCUUUUUGGGAAAACGACAUCGUUUCUUCAAGCAUAACGCUAUAUUAUACUAUCAUUUGUGGCCGCCAAUCACUUGCGCUCUCUCUCUCUCUCUCUCUCGCAGUACCAAUUACCACAUCAAACAGGUCUCUUCACGUCUUUGGAUUUUGUGAGAUUGUUAGGAUUAAUUUGAUCUGUUGAAUUUAACUUUUACUACUGCAAGAUGGCGUCGAGGUUCUGGACACAGGGAGCUAGUGACUCCGAGGAGGAGAGUGAGUUUGAAGAUGAGGUUGAUGAGAUGGAACUGGGUGAUUCUACUGCUCAAGCCCCACAAAAUAGAUACUUGCGCGGAACUGCUAGUGAUAGUGAUGACUCUGAUGAUCAAAAGCGUGUUGUUCGCUCAGCGAAAGACAAAAGAUUUGAGGAGAUGUCAGCUACUGUUGAUCAAAUGAAGAAUGCCAUGAAGAUUAAUGAUUGGGUUAGCUUGCAGGAGAGUUUUGAUAAGAUUAAUAAACAGCUUGAGAAAGUUAUGCGGGUAACGGAAUCGGAUAAGGUUCCAGGGCUUUAUAUUAAAGCUCUUGUUAUGUUGGAGGAUUUCUUGAAUCAGGCUUUGGCUAACAAGGAAGCUAAAAAGAAGAUGAGUACUAGUAAUGCUAAGGCUUUGAAUUCAAUGAAACAGAAAUUGAAGAAGAAUAAUAAGCAGUAUGAGGAUUUGAUUAAUAAAUAUAGGGAGAAUCCUGAGAGUGAGGAGGAACAAGAGGGUGAUGAUGAGUCGGAAGAGGAGGAAGACUCGGAUUUGGAAUUUGUGGAGGACCCUUCAAAGAUUCCAUCUGAUGAGGAUGAAGAGGAGGAUGAGGAUCGACAAGAUAAUCAAACUGAGCUUGAAGGGGAUUGGCAGAAGAUGAUGAGCAAGAAAGAUAAGCUCAUGGAUAGACAGUUCAUGAAAGAUCCUAGUGAGAUCACCUGGGAUACUGUAAACAAAAAGUUUAAAGAGGUUGUUGCUGCUCGAGGUAGGAAGGGAACUGGACGGUUUGAGCAGGUUGAGCAAUUAACUUUCUUGACUAAGGUUGCUAAAACCCCUGCACAGAAGCUUGAAAUUCUUUUUAGUGUGGUCUCUGCCCAGUUUGAUGUGAAUCCAGGACUUAGUGGUCAUAUGCCUAUAAAUGUAUGGAAGAAGUGUGUGCAGAAUAUGCUUGUUAUUCUUGAUAUACUAGUGCAGUAUCCUAACAUUGUAGUGGAUGAUAUGGUUGAGCCUGAUGAGAAUGAAAGCCAGAAGGGGGUUGACUAUAAUGGGACUAUUCGAGUAUGGGGAAACUUGGUGGCUUUCCUUGAGAGGAUAGAUACUGAGUUUUUCAAGAGUUUGCAAUGCAUAGAUCCACAUACACGUGAGUAUGUGGAGAGAUUGCAGGAUGAACCUAUGUUUUUGGCUCUUGCUCAAAAUGUCCAGGAGUAUCUAGAGCGGGUUGGAGACUUCAAAGCUGCAUCUAAAGUUGCCUUAAGACGGGUGGAGCUGAUCUAUUACAAACCACAAGAGGUUUAUGAUGCUAUGAGGAAAUUGGCUGAACAAACAGAUGAUAAUGAAAAGUCUGGCGUGGAGACUAAGGUGGAGGAGAGCAGGGGUCCCUCUGCAUUUGUUGCUACUCCUGAGUUGGUACCUCGAAAGCCUACCUUUCCUGAGAGUAGCAGAACAAUGAUGGAUUUGCUAGUGUCUCUCAUAUACAAGUAUGGAGAUGAGCGCACUAAAGCUCGUGCAAUGCUUUGUGAUAUCUACCACCACGCUCUUCUGGAUGAGUUCUCAACUUCCCGUGACUUGUUAUUGAUGAGUCACCUGCAGGAUAGCAUCCAUCACAUGGACAUUUCCACCCAGAUACUUUUCAACAGGGCUAUGGCUCAGCUUGGUUUAUGUGCAUUCCGUAUUGGGCUAAUCACUGAAGGACAUGGCUGCCUUUCUGAACUCUAUUCUGGUGGAAGGGUCAAGGAGUUGCUUGCACAAGGUGUUUCUCAAAGUCGGUAUCAUGAAAAGACUCCAGAACAGGAAAGGCUGGAAAGGAGACGCCAAAUGCCAUAUCAUAUGCACAUAAACCUUGAACUUCUGGAGGCAGUCCACCUUAUAUGUGCUAUGCUAAUGGAGGUCCCCAACAUGGCAGCUAAUACCCAUGAUGCAAAGCGCAAAGUAAUUAGCAAGACAUUUAGGCGGUUGCUUGAGGUUAGUGAGAGACAAACUUUUACGGGUCCUCCUGAAAAUGUCAGGGAUCAUGUGAUGGCUGCCACUAGGGCUCUUAGCAAGGGAGAUUUCCAGAAGGCCUUUGACAUUAUCAACUCCCUUGAUGUUUGGAGGCUUCUACGGAACCGAGAUAGCGUCCUUGGGAUGCUUAAGGCCAAGAUUAAAGAAGAGGCUCUUAGGACUUAUCUUUUCACGUUCACCUCUGCUUAUGAGUCGCUUGGCUUGGACCAGCUCACCAAAAUGUUUGACCUUUCAGAGGCCCAGACUCACAGCAUUGUUAGUAAAAUGAUGAUCAAUGAGGAGCUUCAUGCAAGCUGGGACCAGCCAACACAGUGCAUUAUCUUCCAUAAUGUCCAACAUACAAGAUUGCAGGGGCUAGCGUUCCAGUUAACUGAGAAGCUGUCGGUCCUUGCUGAAAGCAAUGAAAGGGCAAUUGAGGCAAGAAUUGGUGGAGGUUUGGAUCUGCCCAUGAGGCGAAAAGAUAGCCAGGAUUAUGCGAGCAUGGCUGCUGCAGGUGGUAAGUGGCAAGACAACAUGUCUUUCACUCAGGGUAGGCAGGGUUCUGGGCGUUCAGGGUAUAACGUGGGCAGUGGAAGACCACCUUCUGUAGGUCAUGCUACUGGUGGUGGCUAUUCAAGGGGGACUGGUCAGUCAAGAGGAGGUGGAUAUUCGCGGUAUCAAGAUGGUGCAUAUGGUGGGUCAGGAAGAAGUGCUUAUCAAACAGGUUCAGGAGCAAGGGGAUCUCAGAUGGAUGCUUCAAACCGCAUGGUUAAUCUCAACAGAGGCGUUCGUGCUUGAGGAUACAUAAUAAGUACACCGUUGAAAGAGAGAUAGCCCAUUGAUUUUCUUCUUAGUAGAAAGCUUUUCCUGUGAGAAUUUUGUUGGUUUAAAGUAAUUUUAUUUUAUUAUUUCUUUUUCUUUGCAUUUUAUCUUUCUAAUCGGAUUUGAAAGAUAGACUUGUAAGCUUUAUUUAUUGGCUAAUGAGAUCAUGCAAAACUGCCUCUUAUUUACA